UCCAUGAGAAGUGAUCACAAGAAUAUUGCUGCAAGGAAGUUGUUGUCUUCUGUUUGGCGCUAAUAGUUUUUUCCCGUGAUCUUCGGUUACUAAAGGCCUUGAAAUAGGCCAAGUAGGAAUGAAUGCUGCCAUUAAGGAAGAAUGUUGACCUCUUUGACGAUUCUGACGAGCAUCACAACACCUCAAACUCAGUGGAUAAUUCCUACUCUGCAACCACGUCGGAGAAUAACAAGAAAAGAAAAUUAACUAGUGAAGUUAAAAACGGGACCAGAACUGUGGAUGCGGUCCAAGGUGAUCUAAACCUUCCUCUCUCUAAGAGGCAAAAGUCUGAGUACAGUGUAGGAAAGUCGGAAGGAUCUACGGUUCUGAUGGCGGAUCAAGAAAAGAGAGCUUUCUCUAAGUAUGGAAACCAUUUUAAUCAUGAAUGGUCGCCAAAUAUGAGUAUGGCCAAUUCCUCGACGAAGCCAGGUCAAGCCAAGAAGCUGGUUAUAAAGAACUUUAAAGCAAAACCAAACUUGCCUGAUAAUUUUCAAGAAGCAACAUGGAUGAAGCUAAGAGAGGCAGUCCAAGCAAUUCACAAGAAAACUUCAAUAGCAUAUAGUCUAGAAGAACUGUAUAAAGCAGUGGAGAACAUGUGUUCGCAUAAGAUGUCUGCUAUCUUAUAUGAUCAACUCAAGGCUGAAUGUGAGCAGCAUGUUCGAUCCAAUAUUGGCCAGUUCACUGGUGAUGCUAUGGAUAGCCUACUAUAUUUAACCAAUCUAAAUCAUUGCUGGGAAGACCACUGUAGACAAAUGAUUAUGAUCAGAAGUAUAUUUCUAUAUCUGGACAGGACAUAUGUUUUACAAAACACAUCUAUAUUGUCAUUAUGGGACAUGGGACUGGACCUGUACAGAAAACACAUCAUGAGUAAUGAAGUGGUACAGACAAGAACGGUCGAAGGAUUAUUAUUGCUAAUAGCAAAAGAAAGACAUGGAGAAGCUGUGGACAGAUCUCUCCUUAAGAGUCUGUUAAGAAUGUUAGCUGAUAUUCAGAUGUAUGGAGAUUCUUUUGAGUCAAAAUUCUUAAAGGCAACAGAUGUGCUGUAUGCAGAGGAAGGCAACAGAUAUAUGCAGGAAACAGAUGUCCCUAAGUACCUUGCACAUGUAGACAAAAGAAUACAAGAAGAAAUGGACAGAUUAAUGCAUUACCUGGACCACUCUACAAGGAAACCUUUAAUCCUUUCAGUGGAAAAACAGUUGAUUGGACAGCACCUUUCAAGUAUAUUACAAAAAGGUUUUGAUAGUCUGAUGAUAAGUGAUCGUAGAUCUGACCUGGCUCUCAUGUACCAAUUGUUCUCAAGAGUCAAGAAAGGAACAGAAGAGUUAUGCAAGGCUUUCAGUUCCUUUAUUAAGAAACAGGGAAUGAGUAUUGUUCUAAACCCAGAGAAAGAUAAGACAAUGGUACAGGAGCUUCUUGACUUCAAGGAUCAGUUGGAUGGCGUCAUUGAACAAUCCUUUUUAAAAAGUGAAAGAUUUGUUGUUUCUAUGAAGGAGUCCUUUGAAGCUUUCAUCAAUAAGAGACCAAAUAAACCAGCUGAGCUGAUUGCAAAAUUUGUAGAUUCAAAGUUGAGAGCUGGAAACAAGGAAGCAACAGAGGAGGAGCUUGAGAAGCUGCUUGACAGGAUAAUGGUAUUAUUUAGAUUCAUUCAUGGCAAAGACGUAUUUGAAGCAUUUUAUAAAAAAGAUCUUGCCAAAAGGUUAUUGGUUGGGAAAAGUGCAUCAGUAGAUGCAGAGAAGUCUAUGUUAUCUAAACUAAAGCAAGAAUGUGGUGGCGCAUUCACAAGUAAACUUGAAGGCAUGUUUAAGGACAUGGAACUCUCUAAAGAUAUCAUGCUUCAGUUUAAACAACACAUUCAACAUCAUAAUUUGCCAAGUAAUAUAGAUAUGAAUGUCAGCAUUCUAACCAUGGGAUACUGGCCUACAUACUUGCCAAUGGAUGUACAUCUACCCACUGAGAUGGUUCAAUAUCAAGAGACAUUCAAGAGAUUCUAUCUUAGUAAACACAGUGGUCGCAAACUACAGUGGCAAAAUACUCUUGGGCAUUGUGUCGUCAAGGCUGAUUUUAUUGAGGGCUCGAAUGGUAAUCCCCAAGAGAAGAAGGAGCUUCAGGUGUCACUUUUCCAGACACUUGUUCUGUUGCUAUUUAACGAAGGCAAUGAUUACACUUUUGAAGAAAUCGCUCAAGCUACAGGUGUAGAGGAUGGAGAACUGAGACGAACGCUUCAGUCACUUGCAUGUGGGAAGGCUAGAGUCAUUAAAAAAAGACCCAUGGGCAAAGAAAUCGAUAAUGGUGACGUGUUUAGUUUUAACAAAGAUUUCAAGCACAAGUUAAUACGUAUCAAAAUUAAUCAAGUACAAAUGAAGGAAACGCCUGAAGAAAACGUGAACACUACAGAAAGAGUAUUCCAAGAUAGACAGUAUCAGAUCGACGCUGCCAUCGUGAGGAUAAUGAAGACUCGUAAGACACUCAAUCACGCUCUCUUGGUGUCAGAAGUAUACAAUCAGCUCAAGUUUCCUGUCAAGCCCACAGAUCUAAAGAAGCGAAUCGAAAGUCUCAUAGAACGUGACUACAUGGAGCGUGACAAGGAAAUAGCCAAUCAGUAUCAUUAUGUUGCGUGAUGUCUGCAAGAGAUCUGUAUCUAUUGAUGGUGUUUUUUCAGUUAUUGUGAAGCAUCACGCUAUAUUUACAGUGUUUGUGUUCCGCUAAUUCAUACUGAGGAAUGUUAGACUUGUCAGCCAGCAAGUCGAUACCUGUAGUCAAGUAUGACCUUCAUCGUGGCAAGUUAUUACUCUAGCUUUGCAGAUAUCUGUGCCUUCAACGACUACAAACACUUAUUGAUCAAUGUCACCUUACUUGAACCGCAGUAUAUAGGAGAAAGCUUUAUUACCAACAAGAAACUAUUGCAUAUCAUUGUCACUUUUCUUUAACCAAUCUGGCAAAACUGAACUGAAUGAAUGAUAACCAGGUCGUAUUCCUAAUGCUCGUAAAGUCUUUUUAAAUCGUUUUGCAAAAGCUCAGCUUAUUGUGUGACCAACUCUACCAUCAAUAGUACUGACUCGACUCCUACUUAAGAAAGGGUAAAACUUAGUAUUAGCACCCAUUAGGACGUUUGCAUGAUGGCGAUUAUUUGACUCCAACUACCAAGAUGCUUGGCAAAUUUUCUUUCUUAUUCCAAUUCGUGUUGCCUCAAGAGAAAAGUAAGACAAUUGGUGGUUAUUAACUAAACAAAAAAACGUGUGCAAGGCAUUCUGGUAGUGGUAGUCAAAUGACGUCAUCAUGCAAACGUCCUAUACAGGAAUAUAUUUGAGUUUACUUAGUACUAAUGUACGUCUGACGUGCUAGGUGGGUUCUCCCAGACAACAGAGGGUUACUAGUUGCAGAGCUGUACCCAAAGGGAGGGUUGCUGAAUCAUUUGAAUAGAGCUUCUCUUUAUCUGAUAAACACUUGAUAAACAAAUAUGAUGAAUAGCAUAAAAUACUCAGUGGAAAUAGUCAGAGUUGAAAGCAUUAAUAAACUAAAGGACUGUUUUUAUUUA
Messenger RNA from Actinia tenebrosa (Australian red waratah sea anemone), 3574 nucleotides. RefSeq names its product cullin-4A. Gene Ontology annotation, molecular function: ubiquitin protein ligase binding. Gene Ontology annotation, biological process: ubiquitin-dependent protein catabolic process. The record is from RefSeq and is a predicted model, not a curated record. Gene Ontology annotation, cellular component: cullin-RING ubiquitin ligase complex. NCBI's taxonomy places the organism in Eukaryota, Metazoa, Cnidaria, Anthozoa, Actiniaria, Actiniidae.